AACUCUUCUAGUGCACAACUGAGGAAGAUGAGAAUUGGGUUUCAGAACUAUUUCUCUUAUUUGGCUUUUCUAUUUUGCAUAUCGCUAUGUCUUCACCUUUCAACUGCUAAACCAGAAACAUAUGAGGAUUUUAGAAACAUAGAGGCAGCAUUAGCAUCAAGCAGCUGCAAUAUCUACCAAGGGAGUUGGGUGACUACAGCUUCAUCCACUCCUUUCUACAACACUUCAAGCUGUCCCUUCAUUAUCAAAGAAUUUGAUUGCCAGAAGAAUGGACGCCUAGACAAACUUUAUCUCAAAUACACAUGGAAACCAACUUCCUGUGACUUGCCAAGAUUCGAUGGUCUGGAUUUCUUGAGGAGAUUAAAGGGGAAGAAGAUCAUGUUUGUGGGGGACUCACUAAGUGAUAAUCAGUGGCAAUCUUUGACAUGCAUGCUCCACACAGCAGUGCCACAGGCAAAGUAUAACUUGGCAAAACAGGGUUCCAUUGUCACCUUUACAUUUCCUGACUAUGGAGUAUCGGUGGUGUUCAAUCACAAUGUGUUCCUGGUGGACGUGGUUACCGAAAAGAUCGGCCGAGUUUUAAAGCUUGACUCAAUCACGAGUGGCGAUUCAUGGAAAGAAGCUGACUUUUUGAUCUUUAACACUUGGCAUUGGUGGGUUCACACAGGCAAUUCACAACCAUGGGACUACAUAGAAGAUGGAGGCAAAACAUACAAAGAUAUGGAUCGUUUGGUUGCUUUCCAGAAAGGGCUAACCACAUGGUCCAAAUGGGUUGACACAAACAUCAACCCGGCUACAACCAGAGUCUUCUUCCAGGGCAUUUCACCCACGCAUUACAAAGGCAAGGAAUGGAAUGAGCCGACGGGAAACUGUGUGGGGCAAACGCAGCCUAUAAGUGGAUCGACUUACCCAGGAGGGUCACCUCCAGAGGAAGCUGUGGUGAAGAAUGUAUUGAGUAAGAUGUCAAAGAGGGUGGAAUUGCUGGACGUGACGACAUUGUCUCAGCUGAGGAAAGACGGGCACCCAUCUGUUUACGGCAGUGGUGGAAAUGAUUGUAGCCAUUGGUGUCUUGCGGGUGUUCCUGAUACAUGGAACCAUCUCUUGUACGCAUCUAUCGUCCUCAACAGUGCUGGCAAACAGUAAUAGGCAUAUUAGCCCAAUAUUAUAUUACUUUUGAUAGUUUGAUGGAAUUGUCCUCAACAGUGCUGGCAAGGUUAUGUUUGUUAAACAAGGGAAAGAAAAUAAUACAAAAGAUAUGAUUAUAUAAAAAUUGUACAAUGAUUUUUUUGUGU
Messenger RNA from Macadamia integrifolia, 1292 nucleotides. RefSeq names its product protein trichome birefringence-like 41. The record is from RefSeq and is a predicted model, not a curated record. The transcript is spliced from 5 exons. Gene Ontology annotation, cellular component: Golgi apparatus. The coding region runs from base 28 to 1143 and encodes 371 amino acids. Gene Ontology annotation, molecular function: O-acetyltransferase activity. Lineage: Eukaryota; Viridiplantae; Streptophyta; Magnoliopsida; Proteales; Proteaceae.